AUGUCUCCGCAGUCAAAUCCAGACAAGAUUACAAAUCUUGAUCAAGAUCUUAAAGCAUCAAGACUAGCAAAGUAUAACAAUACAGAGCUCAUAGAUGAAACAAAGCAAUGGCUCGCAACUAUUUUAAGAGGCAAAAUCGAUGAAUCCGAUCUAAUAUCAUCAGAUAUUGUAGAUUAUCUCAAAGAUGGAACGGCAUUAUGUGAAUUGAUCAAUUCAAUUUGGGGAGAAGGAUCAGUUAAAUAUAGAAACAGCACAAUUCCAUUCAUGCAAAUGGAAAAUAUAGAAAAAUUCUUGACCUUCAUCAAGCUUAAAGGUGUUCCCCAGGAUGAACUUUUCCAGACAGUUGAUUUAUAUCAAGAAAAGGAUCCAUAUCAGGUUCUUUUAACAUUACAGACAUUAUCUCAAUUUAUUCAUAAGACCAUGCCAGAACAAGGAUAUCCACUAAUAGGUCCAGCAAUUGCGAAGAGACAUGAACCACCAAAAGUGCCAAAGAAGCCAAAGUAUUUGAAAGGGGAGGGAUGGAGUACUGCCGAAUAUGGAUAUAUGGGUGGAAGUAAUCAGGCCACAGAGCACAUUAUAUUUGGUGCAAGAAGAAAUAUCGGAAACAGACCACAGGAUAUGCAGUAG
Molecule: messenger RNA, 627 nt
Organism: Brettanomyces bruxellensis
Lineage: Eukaryota; Fungi; Ascomycota; Pichiomycetes; Pichiales; Pichiaceae
Exons: 1
Coding region: 1-627 (208 amino acids)
Molecular function (GO): protein binding
Source: RefSeq, a predicted model, not a curated record